Messenger RNA from Mycosarcoma maydis (corn smut), 882 nucleotides. Its product is annotated as putative proteasome core particle subunit beta 2. The record is from RefSeq and is a predicted model, not a curated record. The coding region runs from base 1 to 882 and encodes 293 amino acids. Gene Ontology annotation, molecular function: threonine-type endopeptidase activity. NCBI's taxonomy places the organism in Eukaryota, Fungi, Basidiomycota, Ustilaginomycetes, Ustilaginales. The transcript has a single exon. Gene Ontology annotation, cellular component: proteasome core complex.
AUGUCAGCAGCCAUGGCUCACGCUUUCCCCGGUAGCUCCACCUCGAGCUCCGGCUUUGACUUUUCCAACUAUUCGCGCAACACCUUCCUCUCGAAUCAAGGACUCGGUGGGUUCACUGCCACCUCCACGGGUACUACUAUCGUCGGCUGUAUCUUUAAAGAUGGUGUAGUCCUCGGUGCCGAUACACGAGCUACCGAAGGACCUAUCGUGGCCGACAAGAACUGCGAAAAGAUCCACUACAUCUCGGACAACAUUCGAUGCUGCGGUGCAGGCACUGCAGCAGAUACCGAGUUCGUCACGCAACUCAUCUCAUCCAACAUGCAGCUGCACGAGCUGAACACGGGGCGUCAACCACGUGUGGUUACAGCGAUGACCAUGUUGAAGCAGCGCUUGUUCCAGUACCAGGGUCACAUCGGUGCUGCGCUUGUGUUGGGCGGAUACGACGCUACGGGUCCACAUCUGUUCACGGUCGCCCCGCACGGGUCGACGGACAAACUGCCAUAUGUCACGAUGGGUAGUGGAUCGCUCGCUGCGAUGGCAGUGUUUGAAAGCGGCUGGGUCAAGGAUAUGGAGCGUGCAGAUGCCAUCGGCCUGGUAGCAGCCGCCAUCAGCAGUGGUAUCUUUAACGAUCUCGGAAGUGGUAGCAACGUCGACGUCUGCGUCAUCGAAAAGGGAAAGACCGAGUACCUUAGGAAUUACGAAACCCCCAACGAAAGGGUAAGCAAGGAACAGAGGUAUCAGUUCCCGCGUGGAACGACCGCUUUCACCAAACAGCAGAUUUACGAUAUGAUCAGAAAAGAGGACGUCCUCGAGAUUGGAAACAAAGCAGCUGUACCUGUCCCCGCCGCUGCGCCGGGAGAAGAGCGUAUGGACACGUCCUAG